UGUUCAAGUCGUAGGAUGUUUUACUGUCAAAAGGAAGGCAACUACACAUUUGUAAACAAAUCAAAGAGUUGGGAUGAUGCCUCUUCGUACUGCGAGAAAAACUAUAAACAUCUGGCGACUUUCGAACGCUCCAAUAUGGAAAAUAUAUUCACUGAGAAGGACUUUCCCGUCUGGGUUGGAAUGCGCAGAGAAGGGGAUAUAGUCACAUGGACCUCAGGAAAUUCAAAUUAUGAAAACUGGACAGAAGGUGAGCCAAGAGACGGCUAUGACUGUGUCACCAUCUCCUCACAGACCAAGCUGAUGGCCACCGAAAACUGUAGCGUCGAUCUACCCUUCGUCUGCAUGUAUGAGGUGAAUAGUAACGUUCUCCUGGUGAAGGAGAACAAGAGCUGGGAGGAGGCGCUAGAACACUGCCGAGGCCUCAGUAACAGUGUCCUUCGCUACGAUCUGGUCAGCGUGCAACCCGGAGACGAACACGAGCGCACAAUGAGCAAGGCCAUGGAGGCUGACACAGAGGAGGUGUGGACCGGCCUGCGUUUUCUGGGUGAUGAGUGGCUGUGGGUGAACGGGGAAAGUACGAUGGGCAGCUAUGAAGGUAUGCGCGGCGGCGUUCCGAAGCUCGCCGCGGCCGGGCCGGCCCCCUUAAAAAUCGGCGGGCAAGCCGGGCAGGUGCAGAGCGGAUCCCCGCCCGCCACGCCGCCGCCGCCGUCCCGCCGCCGCGCACGGCGGCCGUGCGGCGGCCCCCCAAAGAAGGCUCUUCUCCGCUCGCAGCGCGGGCUCCAUCCACAGUGUGGCGCCCGGGGGUAG
Messenger RNA from Fundulus heteroclitus (mummichog), 807 nucleotides. RefSeq lists its product as uncharacterized. Lineage: Eukaryota; Metazoa; Chordata; Actinopteri; Cyprinodontiformes; Fundulidae. The transcript has 4 exons. The coding region runs from base 16 to 807 and encodes 263 amino acids. The record is from RefSeq and is a predicted model, not a curated record.